Messenger RNA from Musca domestica (house fly), 481 nucleotides. RefSeq names its product cuticle protein 38. NCBI's taxonomy places the organism in Eukaryota, Metazoa, Arthropoda, Insecta, Diptera, Muscidae. The record is from RefSeq and is a predicted model, not a curated record. The transcript has a single exon. The coding region runs from base 73 to 378 and encodes 101 amino acids.
ACCGGGUUGGCAUCAGAUUUCUUUUGGAACUUCUUGAGAAUCGAGAAAAUCAAAAUACACCACGCUUUCAAAAUGUUCAAAUUGUUCGCUGUUUGCUUCUUGGCUUUGUUUGCCGUCGCUUUUGGUGCUGCUAAACCCGGCUUGUUGGCUGCUGCUCCCGUUGCCUAUGCAGCUCCUGCUGUGGCUUAUACCGCUGCUGUGCCUGCUGUCGCUGCUGCUUACACUGCUGGCUAUGUGGCUCCCUACGCUAGCACCUACAAUGCCCACACUGUCGCCCACACAGCUGCCUUCCCUGCCGCCUAUGCUGCUGCACCUGUUGUAGCCGCCGCCCCAGCUGCCUAUGCUGCUGCCCCCGUUGUCACCGUUUUCAAGAAGUAAAUUGUUGAUCGAUUUGGAAUCUUUUGAAAUGCUACCCACUUUGGUUUUUAUGGAACGAAAAUAACAAUAAAAAUAAAACAAAACUUUAAUUAAAGCUCAAAAA